Molecule: messenger RNA, 4903 nt
Organism: Vanessa tameamea
Lineage: Eukaryota; Metazoa; Arthropoda; Insecta; Lepidoptera; Nymphalidae
Exons: 13
Coding region: 85-4449 (1454 amino acids)
Source: RefSeq, a predicted model, not a curated record
UUUAACGGCUGGAACUUUGAAAUUUCAAACAAAAAUAGAUAGUUAAUCUGAACCGACGGAGUGUUAUUGUAGCUUAAUUUUUAAAUGAAAUGUAAAUCAGUAAAAAUAAUGGAUGCGAAUAAUUUUGUCGCAAACUUGAAAGCAAACGGUGUGGAAAGUGAUAAAUAUGAUUUAGCUAAAAGUUUUAAUGAGUACAGUGAAAUAUUAAGACAGUUAUCUACAAAAGAUAAAAACUCGUUUUCCUUAAACGUGUUGUGUACAUUGUGCAGGAAUUUAGAAAAAGUGUCCACAUGGCGAGAGAGAAUCGACAAUAAGGAACUCUUAAGAUUGACAAUAGAAUGUGUGAGACAUACACGCACUCUGGAAGGACCGGAGCAAGUUAAGACGCUAGCCUGUGUGUACCAUGUACAUAAAUAUGUUAUUAAGCAGACCUCUCCAUUACCACCGGAACUUGUAUUGAAGUUAUCUUUCAUGCCGUUCGAAUACGAACAUGACAGCUUACUCAAGGAAUAUUACAAAACAUAUUGGAGCAUUAUAGCUGAUCGACUCACUUAUAUAGAGAAGUUAAAAACCAAAAGAAUGCCAGUAUCGAAACUGUUAUCAAGACUGAUAGACGAUGUUGUGAAACUUGUAAUGAUAUAUGAUACUGUUACAUUUUGUUCAACUUUAUUAGUAUUCCUCGUUAAAAAACUUCAUUACAUCUACAGCGAUUUGGCAGCGAAAGAACUCAAUGAAUCAUUUAGGAAGAUAUUUGAAUGCAUAUCCAACAAAGAUCUCAAACCAUUUAAAAGUUUAUCCGAAAAAGAGGCUCUUGAUUUAUAUGUUAAGUUUAACGAUUGCUUGUACAUCAUUACAGAGAAUUCUUCGAAGAUUCAUUUUAAGGAUUCAGUCUUAGAUUCUGUGAUGAGGGUCUGUAUUUCUUUACUCGGCCACCGAUCUGAUAUAUUCCACUGUUUUCAAACAUACUUUUUGAAUUCAUUUUGCUUUAUAUUUAAAGAGCAAACUGAUGUUAACUUAGUAGAAAAUAUUUUUAAUAGUCUGUGUAUGUCGUGCGAAAUGACUGAGAAAUUAGGCUAUAAACACACUAUGCAUGCAACAUAUCCAUUUAUAAGUCAAUUGCUGAGGUUAUUCAUUGAGUAUAAUGUUAAUAAUCUCAAUAAGAAUAGUUUUAAUGAAAAUAUAAUUCAAAGUAAUCUAAAAUUGAUGUUGGUUUUGUUGGAAAAAUUAAAGAAUACAACAAACCAAUUAGUGAAAUGUGAGAAUUGCAGUGUGAAAUCUGGCUUGCAUGAUGGAUUACGUUUGUCGUUCCUCGUAAAACAUUUCAUAACUAUGUCAAUGAACCAAAAUAUACCUAUGAUGAAUAUUUUAACCACCUAUUAUGUCUUGGUUGAACAACAAUAUUUAAUACUGAACGAAUUGCGGACACUGGGGUGUGUCAAUCAAGAGAAAUGCUUCAGGAAACUCCAAACUGACGUACACAAUACAGCAAUAACGUUAAACAAAUCCCAGUGCUACGAAUAUUCGAUAAAAUUAUUCGAGAUUUAUCUUCAAAAUGAGUUGAAAAAUAUUAAAAGUGAUGUUGAAUUGAAGAAUAUCAGCCGAGCUUUGUAUAAUAAAAGUAUAUGUGAGCUGGAGUUUAAAAGCUUCGAGGAAUCGUUGAAGAACGCAUACUUGAGUUUAAUCUUCUCGUUACCCGAAGGUCUUUGUUCGGAGAAGUUCAUGAGUUUAGUGAUGGAUAUUAAGGCGAAAGCUUUGAAGAGCGUGUCGGAAGACGCUGAUGGUGAAAGCAAUGAAUUACAAAUUACGUCCGUCUUAGAAGUAUGCAAGUCGUUGUAUGAUGACAGCUGUUAUGGGGAUUUGAAGCCGUUUAUGAAGAAUUUAACAUUCAGCGCCCUCUUAAAACACGAGUUCGCGAUGUACGUGAAGCUGUGGCCGUCCAUCGUGCCGAUCGCCGGCGUGUGGAAGUCUCUGAACGAUUUGGUCAACGGCAAACAUCAAUGGGUCAAAGCUGAAAGCAAAGAUAUGUUACAAUGGACUCUCUUCGAGAUAGUCGUGGAGACGCCGACGGCCGUGCGGACGAUACACGACGACAGCUACAGGGAAAUCGUCAAGCAACUCUUGGAGCACUUCGACACCAAGCAAGUAAAUACCUUCCAAGAGACGGUAGUGCACGCCGCCCUGAUGUGCCUCCAGUCGGAGUACGACAUCGCGGAUGCGAGUCAGAAGUACGGGUGGAAGGUUGAGGAAAAUACGCUCGACCCGGAGCAGGCGGAGGUGUCCCGCACGGUGGAGCAGGAGCAUCGCGCCGUCUCGCUCGCACGCCGCGCCGUCGCCGCGCUCUCCCGCGCGCUGGCCGCCGCGCCCCCCCGGGACCGCGCCGAGACGUCGGCGUCCCUCGUCCGCCACGGCCUGCAGCUGUUCCAGGUGUCGACGGAGCGGCUGCUGCUCCUGCGGCGGCUGGGCGACGGGCUGCAGCUGGCGCACGCGUGCUGCGAACUCGCCGAGCUCGUCGGCGACGAGGAGGCGCUGCUGCGCGGCGCCGGCCGCCUGCUGCGCGCGGCGCGCUCGCGGCGCCCGGCGCUCGACGCGCUGGCGUGGCGGGCCGCGCCCCGCGCCGCCGGCCUGCUGGGCGACGCGCGCUGCCCGGACGCCGCGAUCGCCUUCCUGUGCGAGCUGGCGAUGUACUGGAGCCGCGGGGGGAGCGGCGCGCGGGGCGCGGCGGCGCGGCUGCUGCGCGCGGCGCAGGCGCACUCGCUGCGGCACCAGGACGCCAACCUUCCAUUGUCCACGGGUCGUCUGAUGGAGGCUCAGGCGCUGCUCUGUCCCGACGCGGGUCUGAGUAAGCUGAGCGCGGUCAACGGUCUGCAGCGUCACUACCUCGCCGCUUCCAACAAUUCGGCGCGCUGGGGCGGGCGGCGCGCGGGGGCGCUGGCGGCGCGGGCGGCGCUGGGCGGCGCCAGCGUGCGCGCGGGCGCGCUGGGCCGCGCGCUGCGCCUGCUGCGGCGCGCGGCCGCGGCGGCGGCGCCCGCGCUGCCGCGCUGCUCUGCGCUGCGCUGCGCGCUGCUCUACGCGCUGUGCACGGACGCCGCGCGCGCGGACGACGCGCAGGUCAAAAUCGACAAUCGUCUCAAAUACAUCCUCGGGCUGCGCUCGUCGAGCGACUCGUCGGUCGGUCGCGCGGAGACCCCGAAGCGCGAGGAGUUCACCCCGCAGCGGGAGCCGCUGGAGUCCAUGCUGGACAGCAUGUUCAAGAGGACGCAAGUGAGCCCGUCGCUGCCCUGCACGGCCAUCCCGGCCGCCCGCACGCCCGCCUUCCUGCGCCACCCGCGCGCCUGCGAGUGCCCCGCCUGCGCGCUGCCCGACUGCGCCAUCGUCGCGUGCCUCAUCUGUUAUCUCGAGGCUUCGAUGUACUAUCGGGCGAAGGAGUUCGAUAUCGCGCAGAACUACUUCGACGGCGCCACGAGAGCCUUCGGCUUGGCAGAGAUUAAGUUGAAACACACCUUUGAUAACUACGGGAAGAAGUACAACGACACGGUUGUCGAAAUAACGAGAGAAAUUGCCGAGAGUCAUUUCCGGAGCGUUCAGCUGGAGUUCUUGAUAGAGUUGUGUCUCUUCGAACUGUCCCGAGGUGAGAUCGGCAAGUCGGACGACACGUUGAUAAGGAUCCACGAACUCGUAGCAGAUGAUAAGAAUAUUGACGUUUACUUACAAAACGAAAUCUCAAAUCUCAUGGUGGCCUCGGCGCAAUUAAGAGAAAGCACCAAGGUGCCCAAAGCAACGGGCUUAGAGAACGAAUUAGAAAGCCUCAAGUUAAGCCCCGUUGUGCUCACGGAGCCGCAGACGACACCGGAAACAAAGAACGCUGUACCAAAAACAGAUACAGUUGUCGUAGUCAAAGCCGAAGAUUUACCAAAGAAACGCAAAGUCAUAAAACUGAACUUUGACGACGUGAGUACGGAAGAGAGCGAGGAGAAAGCUAAACCCAAAAAACAUCAAUUCAAAAUCCCGGUUCCGGUGACUUCCAAACCAGUUUUGGAGAAGAUGACGCCCAGACCGACCAGGUCUAGACCGGAGAUAGUAAUACAGCAGCCGUCCGUUGAUCAAUCGUUCAACGUAUUCACACCGAAGUCAGAAGAAAAUGGGGAAUUUUUCACACCUUGUCAGUCCACUCCCGCCGAACAGUUCUUCACUCCGAUGACUUCCAUGAAAACUUACUCAAAACGUGUUGUUAAAAAUUUGGAAGCAGAAUUUUCGACGCCGAAAGGCAAGGAGAACUCACAGGUGGAGAGCAAACUGCGCUCGAGAUCCAGGGUCGAAACUGGGUCAGUCCAGGGUAUUAAAGACAAGAGGACGCUGAAAAGAGCUACGAGUCCUGGAAAAUUGCCGCAAGAGAAACCAACAACACGCUCGAGGAAAAUAAGACAGCCAGUGUUGGAUGAUAGGAAAUGAAGCGUCCCAUGAUUUAAAUACUAAUAUUGAAUUUACUAAGCACAGAAGUGUAUAAUUACAGUUUAACCGGUUCCAAUCGAAGGAUGAAGAUGAACACAGACCUCAGAUUUACAUAUUCCAUAGUAUUCCACUUGACUACUUAUAUUCAAUUUAAUUUUACUUCCAAAGUCCCGAUAACAGCAUCGCCGGCAUUCAAACGCCAUAUUGUCGCGAUUCCGUAAUGAAUACCAUAGAUUAUUGGAGAUCUCGACCAACGACACCGCGUCGAUCCAAUGUCAGCUCUUUAUUUGUCUUCAAUCCUCUCAGUCUGAAUAGAUUUUAGUAUUCAAUUAAAUAAAUUAAUUUUCGUUAAGUUUUGCUCACCUGAAUUUGUUGUGCGAAACAUUCGAUCACCGAUGUAAUUAUAUAUGGUAUUUAAAAUUAAAUUAAUUUAUAGAAAAAGGUGACAUCUUGA